Messenger RNA from Colletotrichum acutatum, 753 nucleotides. RefSeq lists its product as uncharacterized. The transcript has 2 exons. The record is from RefSeq and is a predicted model, not a curated record. Bases 1 to 753 code for a protein of 250 amino acids. Lineage: Eukaryota; Fungi; Ascomycota; Sordariomycetes; Glomerellales; Glomerellaceae.
AUGUAUACUUUUAGUUGCUUCGCUUCUCUGCUGUGCAGGGCUCAGCAUCGGGUUGUGGCUGACCAAGCUCCGGACUAUGUAUCCCCCUUGCCUCUAUCUAGAGAAGGCUCUCUGGCAUCAUCUUCCACCUCCUUGCUGAGCUAUCGCCAGCUUACAGGGGACGCCACGGUAGGUCUCGGCGAGAGAUCAGAGCUGGACGGUUCAGGCUUCACUUCGUCUCCGUCUGAAGACUCGCUCGCCUUUGACCAAACCCAGAUCGGCGUCUCUCAGUGGCUUCGAGAGGUCGAGGCCGCAACAGACUCCCUUGCACACGAGGGCCCGCCAAAUGACUUUUCCUUCUGGAACCGAGAGACCGAACCCGAAACAGGCAGCCCGCCAUCCGAGUCGACCAGCGAUAGCGGUGAGUCGACACAAGGAGAAGCUUCUGGAGACCCAGACGGUGAGGAUACAAGGGAGCCUCCCCAGGUUGACUGGGUCACUUUCGGCUUGUUGGUGAGCAGGGACGAUGGUACUCUUGCCAGGCUGCGCAGGGAUGAGAACCCCGACUUCCACCUGCCUACUCCUGCUACGUUGUUGAGCCGUAGAGCUACCUGGCAUGGGGACGAGACUGGAACAGCUCGCGCUGUCGAAGUGUAUGAAUUUGGCUCAGGUGAUGCUACGAUUGUCCAAGUUGGUGCAAGCUCAGGGGCUGGUGAGGUUCCUGUUAAAAACGACCCCAAGCGCCAGGGUGGAGUUUGGGAUGUCAAGUUUUGA